Messenger RNA from Thalassophryne amazonica, 628 nucleotides. Its product is annotated as leucine-rich repeats and immunoglobulin-like domains protein 3. Bases 1 to 603 code for a protein of 200 amino acids. The record is from RefSeq and is a predicted model, not a curated record. The transcript is spliced from 4 exons. Lineage: Eukaryota; Metazoa; Chordata; Actinopteri; Batrachoidiformes; Batrachoididae. Gene Ontology annotation, molecular function: protein binding.
AUGCUUAAAUCUUUCUUGCAAAGGUUUCUCAACAACAAUCGUAUCUCCUCGCUGGAGACGGGUUGCUUCUCCAAUCUGUCGGACAGCCUAGAGGUUCUGCGGCUCAACCGAAACCGCCUCUCCACCAUUCCAGCCAAAAUAUUUCAACUACCCAAUCUCCAACAUCUAGAGUUGAGCAGGAACCGGGUCCGGCGGGUAGAGAGCCUGACUUUUCACGGCCUGCACGCUCUUCGCUCCCUGAAGAUGCAGAGAAAUGGCCUGAGUCGCCUGAUGGACGGCGCAUUCUGGGGCCUUAGCAAUAUGGAAGUCCUGCAGCUGGAGUACAACAACCUGACGGAGGUGAGUAAAGGCUGGCUGUACGGCCUGUUGACUCUGCAGCAGCUCCGCCUUGGACACAAUGCCAUCAGCAGGAUCCGACCAGAGGCCUGGGAGUUUUGCCAGAAACUAGGCGAGCUCGACUUGUCCUCUAACCACCUGUCCAGACUGGAGGAAUCCAGCUUUGCUGGUCUCAGCCUGCUGGAUGAACUUCACAUUGGGAGCAACCACAUUAGCUUCAUCGCGGACGGAGCUUUCUGUGGACUCUCCAACCUGCAGAUGCUGUAAGUCAGAUCAAAGGUUUUAAAACAGA